Messenger RNA from Durusdinium trenchii, 375 nucleotides. The record is from the annotation of a GenBank genome assembly. NCBI's taxonomy places the organism in Eukaryota, Dinophyceae, Suessiales, Symbiodiniaceae.
AUGGAUGAAACGAUCCAACACCACACCACGAGCGAGCGAGUCAGACCCAGGCAGCUGGCACAUGUGAAGCUCUUGGCCAUGCACACAGAGCUGUGCCGCAGGCCGUGCCACGAGCAUUCCAGUUCGGCCAUCGACCUCAUCGAGCCAAGCGAUCCAGGGCCUUUCUCCACACGGCCCUUCAGUCCAAGUGUUUUCGGGUGUUUUUGCAUGUUUUUGCCAACUCAUCAGGUAUUUUUUCUGCUGCCUCCAAGCAGGAGAGGGUGGGAACUGCCGACUCGAGCCAUAGCCAGGCAGCUUCGCCAUAGCCAGGUGCAAGCUGCCGUCCAUGAACUGGGGUUGGGGGCGCUUCCAGGGCCUGAGAAACAUCACGAAUAG